This is a messenger RNA of Arctia plantaginis, 915 nucleotides long. The record is from the annotation of a GenBank genome assembly. Lineage: Eukaryota; Metazoa; Arthropoda; Insecta; Lepidoptera; Erebidae.
AUGAAAUGGCCGGAAUAUUACACUGUGCGAAAAAUGAUAUAUUUGUUAUUAGUAUUAAACUUCACGGCAUUUGCAACUGCAGUAUUAAGAAGAGGGGUUUGCGAUGCGUGUCUUGACAGCGCCUGUUACAGCAAAACUCAAAUAUUUAAAGAUUAUCCAGUAUCAGGCCAACUGGCCAUCGAUAGAAAGGAGAACCUAGUCUAUUUCCACUACGAAGUGUCCGACUCAGGUCGUACUGUUGCCUUCGAUUUGGAUGAUAUUAGAUUCCUAACUAUACCUGACAUAGAGUUCUCAUUCGCAAAAACAGUCGAUCCGACAACUGGAGAUGUUUAUAUCGGCGGUGCGACUGGCAUUUACAAAUAUAAUCCUAAAACAAACGUGACAUCUGUAUAUGCUCUUAAUGACAAAGCUAUUUGGAAUAUGCAGUUCAAAGACGUAUUGUAUUAUACGAUUGUCAUGAAUAAAGGGUUGAAUAUUUAUGAAAACAAACGAUCAAGAAGCGUAACUGCGUUAAAUGAUUUUGUUGUAGACGAUUUUAUUAUCGAUAAAAAGGAUAAUAUAUAUUUUAUGAGCAAUUUUACAAUGUAUAAACUGAAGAAAGGAGAUAAAUAUCCUAGUGAAUUUUCAAAUAUAUUAUACUCUUUGUCGACUGAUGUUCAUGGGAAUGCAUACUUUGUACAAAGAGAAUCUCGGGGUCUUUACAAGAUUGAUUAUGGAACUGGUAGAUUAGUAGAAAUGGGCGCUUUUGGGAGUGGCAUUCCGUUGAAAUCUGUUUUCGAUAGACUAAAUAAUGUUAUAUAUUACGAUGCUGAAUCCAGUAAGCUGUACUAUUUAGUGCCUAAUUAUGCUAUAUGUAAAGUGAAGACUGAGACGGAUAUACUGGGGAAACUGAAAAUGAAAGUGUCUCAGAUAUAA